Molecule: messenger RNA, 962 nt
Organism: Sinocyclocheilus anshuiensis
Lineage: Eukaryota; Metazoa; Chordata; Actinopteri; Cypriniformes; Cyprinidae
Product: protein lifeguard 1-like
Exons: 6
Biological process (GO): negative regulation of apoptotic signaling pathway
Cellular component (GO): endoplasmic reticulum; membrane; Golgi apparatus
Source: RefSeq, a predicted model, not a curated record
UGCUGGCGUUCCCGUCGUCGUCAGACCCGCUCCACCCACCGCUUUUGGGAAUCACAGGGAGGCUCCGGAUAUCCUCAGCAUCCCUAUCCUACAGCAGCUCCUGACUUCACCGAAGCGUACCGCGGUGGACCGUACAAACAGCCGCUUUCUUACGAAGAGGAUAAACCGGGACACAGCGAUCCUCCUCCAGAAUAUGAGAACAAGCAGUUCAUCGGCUCUGGACUCGAUAAUGAAGCCAUCAGAAGACUGUUCAUUCAGAAGGUGUUUUCGGUCUUGAGUCUUCAGCUGGCAGUGACCUGCGGCUUCGUGGCCGUCUUCACCUUCGAGCCUCACGUCAAGCUGUUCGUGAUGCAGAAUGCCUGGACUUACUGGGUCGGCUAUGUUGUCUUCCUAGUGCCCUACGUAGUGAUCCUGUGCUGCGGAGAGUUUCGCAGGACGCAUCCGUGGAACCUCGUUUCUCUGAGUAUCCUGACGCUAGCGAUGUCUUAUAUGGUGGGCGUGAUCUCCAGCUUCUACGACACUGAUAUCAUGAUGAUGGCCAUCGGCAUCACUGUGCUGGUCUGCUUUACAGUCAUCGUCUUCUCUCUGCAGACCAGAUAUGACUUCACUUCCUGUUACGGCGUGCUGUUCGUCUGCUUCAUCGUCGUGCUGUUCUUCGGGAUCCUGUGCAUCUUCCUGUACAACAGGAUCCUGGACCUCAUCUACGCGUCGCUGGGAGCGCUGAUCUUCACCUGCUUCUUGGCCGUGGACGCGCAGCUGCUUCUCGGGAACAAGACUCUGUCCCUGAGUCCCGAGGAACAUGUCUUCGCCGCGCUCAACCUGUACCUGGACAUCAUUCAGAUCUUUUUAUACAUUUUGCGAAUCUUUGGAAAAAGCCGUGGCUAAACGUCCACCACGCGACCAAUUAAAGAUGAAGAGUGGUGUUUCCUUCUGUGUUAAAGGGUUAGUUCACCCAAAAAUGA